Messenger RNA from Exophiala oligosperma, 2453 nucleotides. RefSeq lists its product as uncharacterized. Gene Ontology annotation, cellular component: membrane. Bases 444 to 2315 code for a protein of 623 amino acids. The transcript has a single exon. Gene Ontology annotation, molecular function: acyltransferase activity, transferring groups other than amino-acyl groups. NCBI's taxonomy places the organism in Eukaryota, Fungi, Ascomycota, Eurotiomycetes, Chaetothyriales, Herpotrichiellaceae. Gene Ontology annotation, biological process: polysaccharide biosynthetic process. The record is from RefSeq and is a predicted model, not a curated record.
CCAAGGUACUGACUCACUCGUACAUUCAUCACAACAUAUGUACAAGUCUACCAGUUGUUUCCCGUCAACGCUUUCCUCCUACAUUCCACUUUCCCUAGGCGAAGACAUAUGUCAGACUGAGUGCAAGGACUCACGUCUUUGCUCUUUUGAGCCCCGAGUCCCUGCUCCUGAAGCCCCAAAAGACUCUUUUUGCCCCCCGACAUCCCUACGCCGACGAGCAGUGGCCUCCUUCCCCAGAUGUCGGACCACCCGAGGACCAUGAACUAAACUGAUUGAGACGAACUUGGUCGAAUUCCAAAAUCCUCAUUAGAUCGGCGUUGGCCGUUCUCCAGAAAACGUUUUCCACCGAUUAGACUUCACAUCUUGGUUCCUUUGCCACGUUGUAUCUUUUCUCCCCAGUUGCUCAUCUACAGCAAAAAGAGGUGCUGUGAUACUAUGGUGUGAUGGCUGAAAAACAACACCACCCUCAGCAAUCUCAACAUGGCGGCUUCGACGUCGACCACGAAGCUCAUUACAAUGAGACCGUGGCGGCGGGAACAGCGCCCUUGGGUCCCAUAUCGACGGCAGCACAAGCACACCACGAUCUCACGUCGACCGUCGUCGACAAGGUCCCCGUGUGGUACGGCAGCCUGUCCAACGUCCGGUCCUUCGGCCGCUUCAACCCCUUGACCAGCUUCAAAAGAAUCAUGUACGCGUUGAUCCCAAGCUUCAUCACCACCCCGUCAGCCACGACACCGUCCAAGUCGGGAAUUUCAGCGCUCGACGGCCUGCGAGGAAUUGCGUGUCUGUUUGUGUUUGGGGAGCACUAUGUCAUCUGCUACCAGUCUCGCGACACGCAGGUUUGGAUUAUGAGGGUGCCCUUCAUCCGGCUCAUCUACUACGGCAAGGCGGCCGUGUUUCUCUUCUUCGUCAUCUCAGGCUACGUGCUCAGCGUCAAGCCGUUGCGACUCAUCCGGUCCAAGUCGUACCUCGAGCUACACAAGACCAUCUCAUCCAGCUUCCUCCGCCGCGCCAUCCGUCUUUACCUGCCGUGUCUGAUCGCGAGCUUCAUUGCUUGCAAUUUGACGAGCCUGGGCUUCUUCGACAAUGCGUCUGUGGUCUACAAGCACUUUUCGCAAUUCAUCUUCUUGAAGGAGCGCCCGCCGCCACGCGUGAGUUUCACGUCACAGUGGCGAGGGUAUCUCAACAACGCCGAUUUUAUUUUCAGUGGCACGAUCCCCUGGGACAAGGACACCAACGUGCUUAAUUACCACUCGUACGACGACCAUCAGUGGACGAUCCCCAAGGAAUUCCAGAGUAGCAUGGCCGUCUUCGCCUUGUUGGUGACGACGUCCCGGAUGCGCCCUUUCUUCCGUAUGGCCACCAUCUUCUCCCUGGCCGUGUACGGCAUGUGCACGGCUCGUCUGUACACGGCGCUGUUCUUCGCCGGCAUGGUCUGCGCUGAGCUCGACCUCAUCCGUGCCGCGUACUACGCCGACUACCAAGCACACCACGGCGGCCGCGGUGGACUGCUGCACAAGGUCAUGCACCUCCCUGACGCGUGGUACAAGUGCAUGUGGAUUUCCCUGUUCACGGUCGGCGUAUGGAUGAUCUCGUCGCCUCAAGAAAUCCAGCGCACCCCAAACUACCUGCCUGCGUUGUUGGCCAGCUGGGGCAUCUGGUGGCCCGAUGACAAACUCCUCACUUUCGGUUCGAUCCUCGUGGUCUGGAGCGUGGCCACCUGCCCAUCGCUCGGCCCGCUGUUCAACAACCCCUUUGUCGCCUAUCUCGGCAAAAUCUCCUACGCUCUGUACCUCGUCCACGGAACCGUGAUCAAGUCGAUCGGGUACAAUGUCCUGCCCCGAACUCUGCGCCUCGCCACGGGUGCCGGCGCCGACGUCGAAUUGAACGCCGAGUGGUGGGCCACGGUCUCGAACUCGAACAAGGUCGUGGCGUACCUUUUGGGUUUGAGCUGCGUGGGAACCGUGUGUUUCUGGAUGUCGGAUCUGUUUUGGAGGUUUGUCGACAUUCCGUGUGUGAAUUUCGCCCGGGCCGUCGAGAAUUACUUGACGCGCGGAGCAGACACAAAUGAGGAAUCAUUGAUGUUGUUGCCAAGGUCGAACCCGAGAACACCGUCCGUGGGUGGUGUUGGUGGUGUUGGCGGUGGACAACGUGCUGUGUCUCUCAACAACGGUGGAUCGCGUGAUGUGUCUUUGUCGUCAUCGUCGAUCGAACAGCAUCAACAUCAGCAAUACAGUUCCAAUCCCGUGUCGCCGGCGACGAGCAACGCCAUGGCUGCACUGGGUGUGCAGAAUCAAAAGAGGAAGAAUGGUUGAAAAUUGAGUUGCGAGUUUUGUUCGGUUCGGAAUUGGAAUACUUUCUGGCACACGGAAAUCUUGCAAAGCAUCGGAGAAAGGGGCGAGUUCGCAUCGUCGUGUGUAUUUAUUUUUAUCGUUAGUUACGUGGCAACAGAG